AGAACAAAAAAACACAAACAAGCAGACUAAGCUUAACUUCCCUGCCUCAUUCAUACAUUUGCCAAAGAUGUAGUACAGAAGGGAAGCAAAAUGCAGACCUGCUUUGGUUGCAGCAUCUCAGCCCAUCCCUUGUUCUUUGGUUCCUUCUCAGCCCAGCCCACUUAAAUCUGGCAUGUUAUCCCAUGGCAGAAAUGCAUAACUCUUAGCUACUCCAAUUCCCCUUCUUCAUUGAUUAGUGAUGGGAAAAAUAGCCCUUCUUGUCUUCCAUGUCCCCCUCCUUUUCAACUAACAGUUAAAAUUCACAUCUAAUUUCUUCUCCAUGUUUUUUUUACUUGUUGAAAAGUUUAUGUCUAGCUGUAUAUUAUAUAUAUGCUGCACCAUGUUUUAAGUGUGUGUAUACAAAUUAAAUUAAUAUUUUGUUGAGAGAGAAAAAAAAUUAGUGUUUGGACUUUGGAGGUAUAGUUCAAUGGAGUCCAGCAGCACAGCUAGGAAUCUUCUAAGCUUUGCAGCUUUUUCACCAGCUUACUAUCAAGGGAGGAAGGAAGAUAAUAACAGCAGAAACAUCAUUGAUUUGGGAUUAAGCCUUGGGGUUAUGAACAACCAUGAUGAGACUAAUUACCACCAUCCAUCUCCAUGUGGGAAUAGCUAUGAAGAGCUGAUAGAUUGGCAAGAUUUGCACCCACAGCCAGGGAAUAGAAGAAUCAAGGGAAGGAGUGUGCAUCUAAGAAAGUACUCAGCAGAGAGCUGUGAUGAAGAUGAUGAUGAUGAUGAUGAAGUGAUUGAAAGCAAAGAGAAGAGAUGGGCUUAUGUGAAAGUCAAUAUGGAUGGAGUCAUUGUUGGAAGGAAAAUUUGCCUUCUUCAUCAUUUCAGUUACCACACUCUUGCUCUUCAGCUUGAAGACAUGUUUGGGAAGCAAUCCCAAAGGGGGUUAAUAAGGUUAUUCGAAGAAGGUUCAGAGUUUUCCCUACUUUAUAAGGAUGGAGAUGAUGAUGUGUGGAAGAUGGUUGGAGAUGUUCCCUGGGAGUAAGUUUUAUGCUUUAGGCUGCUACUUUAUUUGAUUUUUUUAAUAUAUGAAACAAGUUUAAAGACAAAAUUAACAAAAUGUUUAAGCAGUAGUGCAAAACAUGUUUCUGACCUUGUAACAAUGAAUUGAUGGUCAUUGAAGCUAGUCAAGUAAGAAGUUUUUUUUGGCAUGGUUUGUUUAGUAAAAGUAAAGAAUCAGUAGGUGUAUAAUUCAUUCACUAAUGAAUUCAUGAAAAAUAGCAGUUUAAUUGUAAAGACACUAUUCAAAUUAGAGAUAUCGAGCCCGUUUGGCAGCACGAAAAUCGGUUGUUCUGGCUGAUUCUGCUGAAAUUUAUGAAAUUCUAGCUGAAGUGACUGCAUUGGCUGAUUCUGCUGAUACAAGGAAAAAAUAUUUUUAAAAUAUAUUUUAUUAAUAAAAGAAAGAAAAAAUUAUAUGUAAAAAUAGCUAAAAUGGUCAUCUACAGUAACUUCAGCCAAUACAACCAGAAAAGUAACUUCAAACUUACUUUUUCGGCUUAUUACACAAUUCAGCGCGCGGAAGCAAAAUUUAUGUGUUUGGUAAAAAAGUUGGCUGAUAAGCCUGAUAAGCCGAAAAUGAGGGUUGCCAAACGGCCUCAUCAUCUAACUGAUGACGCUGAAGAGAUCAUUCUAUUUGAUUUUUUUAAUGUCAAACUACAUUUUCAAAAAUAUUAUUCCGUUGGAUAUAUGAAGUAUAUACAAAUGUUAUUGUAUUUUAAUUUAAUUUUUGCGACUUUAUAGAACUUUCAAUAAUAUAAAAAUAUUAAUUAUUAACAUGGUAACCAAGCAUUCUGGCUCAGCUAGUUGUGAGGUUACCGUGCCUAGUGGGAGGUCUCGAGUUCGAAAAUAAAGUUUAUGAAUAUAAAAAUAUUAAUUAUUAACAUGUUAACCAAGCAUUCCAGCUCAACUGGUUGUGAGGUUACCGUGCUUAGUGGGAGGUCUUGAGUUCGAAACCCGCUAGGCACAUAAGGGUUUGAAACUCAAUGGAGUGAGUUUCAACCCUGACUACUCCAGGUCUCCCAGCCCCCUCUCCCAGACCCCGGAGUAAAAAAAAAAUUAAUUAUUAACAUGGUUAUUUCUUACUUUUUGUUAGAUUGGACAUCAAGUAAGAAAUAACAAUAUUUAGGAAACUUUUAAUCCUAUAUGUGAAAUAAUGGAAUUUGAUUCAUUUAUGAAAUGAGUUAAGUGGUUUAAAAUAGUUUCUCAUGAAUUUGGGCUGACUAUGAACAGGGAUUUUGUGGAUGCCGUGAAGCGACUGCGAAUUGUGAGGAAGAAGCAACCAUCCCUUUUUAAUCAAUGUUAUAAUUUUCCAAAUUAGAGUAAAAAAGAAAAGAAAAACAGAGAAUGAUCAAUUUUCUGAGAUGAGGUUUAAGUUUACAAUGUUUCUCAAAAUGGUCUUUUCGAUCUAUUAAUUUUGACAAUCUCGAUAAGCUAAAUUAGAUAACACUAAUUAUUUUUGGAGGAAUACUUAUUUUGAGAUGUACCAAGAGUCUAAGAUUGUAAUUCUUCCCAAAAAUGUAAGUCUGAUAGACACAUUUAUUUAGCUUUUAUUACUCAAAUAUUUUUUCAUUUGUAACACUGAGAACUAAGAAGUUCUUGUAUUGUGACAAAGAAUCUAUAUUUCAAUUUUUACCUUUUGAUGUGUGGUCCCC
Molecule: messenger RNA, 2693 nt
Organism: Cuscuta europaea
Lineage: Eukaryota; Viridiplantae; Streptophyta; Magnoliopsida; Solanales; Convolvulaceae
Source: the annotation of a GenBank genome assembly